AUGAAAUCAAUCUUAUUACCACUAGAUUGUUAUAAUCGAAAACUUCACUUCUCAUUAAUCACAGAUAACGACACCAGUUUUGUUACUGCCGAUACUGUCGACGAAAGUCUAAUCUUGUCGGAUGAUAAAAGUCGUACUACUACAGGUGUCGAUGAAGCAGAUGAAUCGAAUCCGGCAGAGGAUGAUGAAAGCGUAUUUUUUCACGCGUCAAGAAAUUCUAAAAAUGACAGUAAUAACAAUAAUUCAGAUAAAAGAACUUUCAAUAUAACGAUAGAUACAGAUUUGACGCGACCUCCUCGACGAAAAACUCGGUUUGUAGUCAGAUCACCUACCUCACCAAGAUACACAAGAAAACGAGCUAUACUUCGACGAGCUAGUACCAAGUUAAUCCCAGCCAACAACAACAAUAACAAUUCUUCGGGCUCUUCGCAAUCAUCAAUCUCUACAAAAUAUGCAGCAUCUAUAACAACAGAAGAGCAAAAUUCUAUAAGGUGUUCUACAUCUGCGACAUCGUCAGAAGAUUCAAUACUGCAGAACGUGAAUCCAGUAAAAGCUGAUUUGAAAACACUAGAAAUUUCCGGAGAACUUGAAGAAAUCAAUGCACAAUUCCAAGAAACUUUGAGUGAGUUCUCGAAGAAUUAUCAAAAGCGGUACCAAGAUUCUACGGUUGCACUCGCCGAAAGAUCCCAAUUGAUGAAAAGAAAUCAAGAGUUGAUGCAUACACUUGCCGCCAAAGAAGAAGAAAUCGAGUACUUGAAGAAUGAACUUUGGUCCUCGGGAAAAAAGAUUCAAGAUUAUCAAACGGAUAUGCAGGUGAUGAUGGAACAACAAAAUGAGCCUCUCAUUUUAUCAUUGGAAGAUUUAUCACGUAUUGAAAAAGAAAUGGAAAAUCAAGAAGCGCUUAUUCGUGGAUAUCAAGCGGAGAAUGGGAGGCUUGCCAUGCAACUAAAAGAGACUAAAGCGCAAUUGGAACAUACGGCAAAAGAAAGUGAGUUACAAGCGGCAAAAGUGCUUGGGUUGAUGGACGAUAUUGAACAUUUGAAAUUGGCGGUCGAUGAAAAAGAUAGUACUGAUUAUGUGUCGGAGGCGGUGUUGCAACAGAUGGAUGAAAUGAAACAAGAGAUUCAUCGUCUUAAAGAAAAAGAGGCGACCUUAGUUGAAAAAGAAGUCGCACUAAAGAAAAUGGAUGAAAUGAAAAAAGAAUUGGCAGAGUUGAAGGAUCGAGAAAGUAAUUAUAUGAUAAAAAUUGAUGAUUUGGAGAAUCAAUUGAAUGAAGCACGUGAUGAAAAUGAAACUUCUAAUCGAACAAAUACUGAAGCAAUGGAACGACUUACAGAAGAGAUGAAUAUGAUGAAAUUUACUUAUGAAUCUCAAAUUGAAAGUAUAAACAAGGAACUUUUAACAAAAGACGGGCGUGAGAUUCGAUUUAAGAAAUUAAUAGCUGCAAUGGAGCAAAUUGAAGAUGCUGCAGGGAGGAACGCAGAGGUGACACAGAUAUAUUCUGAAUUACGAAGAGCUAAAUUAUUACCACCACGAAGAAGACGCAAGUCUGUCGGUGACCCGUCGAAGGAAUUACCCGCUUCACCCACAAGAAAACCUCAAAGGAGAAGAUCGCCGUCUCAGUCUUCUUUAGGAGGAAGAUCUCGAGCGAGUACAAUGAGUGGUAGGGCGAGUCCAACGCCUUCUGUUCUAUCCUGUAUAAGUGGAAUCAGUCAAGAUGAAUUUGCUGAUGAUGAUAAUCCAGAAAUCACGGCAUUAAAAGAAAAAAUAAAGAAACUAGAAGAAUCGAAAAGUGAAUCGGACUCCUCAAAGGAAAAAAUGGAGGAUGAAGUUAAAUUAUUGAAGGAAGUGAAGGAAAGAUUAGAUGAUGAAAUUCGUACUAUUAAACGUGAAGCAGGAGAUCGUAAAGAAGAAUAUGAAAAGAAACUACGAGAAAUGGAUGCGAUUAUAUUAGAUCUUAGUACGGAGAAUAUAGCCAAUGCUGAAGAUUCUAACGCUGAUAAUGAAAAGUCAGAAACUUCUACACCAAUAAUACCACCAGAUAUAAUCGAAGACUUGGACAAAAAACAAGAUGGAGAAAGAAGUGCAAUUGAAUAUCUCAGUAAAUCAGUACCGAUGACAGCCGAUCUCGCGUCUUUACCAAUCACUAGUGAAUUUUUGGCUGUUCUCGGAGAUGGAGGCGAGUUUAAUGAUAUCGAGAGACUAAUUGCCCAAUUGGAAAGGACAAUUGUUGAAAGGACAAUGCAAUUAGAUGCUGCUCAUCAACGAGCCACUGAAGCCGAAACGAAAUUAGUUUCUAUAUCAAAAGAGAAAUUAUCGUGGGGUGUAGGUUACGAUAAACAGGUGAAAGCUUUAAAUAAACAAGUACAAGAGUUAAAUGAACUUUUACAGAUGGAAAGAAAAAAUUCGAGAAAAGCAUUGGCAGCAGCAGCGGCUGCUAAACAACAAUCUUCUGCUUCUCCGAUAGUAAUUAAUGGCGUACAUAAUACAACACGAUCCAAAGAAGAUAAAAUUACGGCCUCAACAGCAGCGAUUGCAGCUUCAACAAUAGAAAAAUUUCAAGCACAUAUAGAAAAACUUACCGCAGAGAAUAAUAAUCUGAGAAUUCAAUUUGAAACUUUACAAACGAUGCAUGAAGAAACAAUGAACAUUUUAACAGACAGUCAAAAAAGUUCGCUAGCAAAUAAAGAUUUAGCUAGUUUGAAGAUAUUAACUAUAGAAAAAGAAGCUGAAAUUGGCGUACUCAAAGGACGGCUAGCUGGACUUGAAAACGUGGUGAAACGACAGAGGGCAGUACUAGCAAAGGUAUUGCCUUCCUCAUCUUUAUCAAAUGGCUGUGGCGCAGCAACAUCAGUUGGUACAAAAUGCCUCGUAGAAAAUGACGGAAUUGAUGAUAAAGCGCUUAAAGGCCUAAGCGAGGCGGGUGCUCAAAUUGUACAAAAUCUUCGCGAAGAAAAUGCUCUUUUGCGACAAGCCAUCGCUGCUGCUCGUCAUCAACAACCGCCACCCGACAAGAAUGAUACAGCAGAGAUACAAAAGGUAGCCUCAAAAACCGCUCAAAGUUUUGAAGCGCUUGCCUCGCAAAUAGCAGAGAUGGAACAUCGGUUCGCUGAACGAGAAAAAGAGUUGCAGUAUGUGAUAGAAGAUACAAAGAAGCAGUUGGAAACUGUUAUGACUAGCUUGAAGAAAUUAGAUCAUAGUAAAGAAAAAAAGCAACAAUAA
Molecule: messenger RNA, 3222 nt
Organism: Ambispora gerdemannii
Lineage: Eukaryota; Fungi; Glomeromycota; Glomeromycetes; Archaeosporales; Ambisporaceae
Source: the annotation of a GenBank genome assembly